Asparagus officinalis (garden asparagus) is the source of this 1640-nucleotide messenger RNA. RefSeq names its product actin-66-like. The record is from RefSeq and is a predicted model, not a curated record. The transcript is spliced from 5 exons. Gene Ontology annotation, cellular component: cytoplasm. The coding region runs from base 199 to 1413 and encodes 404 amino acids. Lineage: Eukaryota; Viridiplantae; Streptophyta; Magnoliopsida; Asparagales; Asparagaceae.
GGCGAGCGAGGCGGGGAUCCGAACGCUUUGAGGCCCGCUCCUCCCUCAUUUAUAACCUCCUAAAUUCCCAUUCCCCUUCCUUUUAUUUUGCUUUUUUUCCCCUCGAUAAAAAAAAUAAUAAUAAGAGAGAGAGAGAAAUCCCAAACUCUACGAUUUCGAAAAAUUAUCCAUUAAUUCCUCAUUCUCGAUCGAUAGAAGAUGGCAGAUGCUGAGGAUAUUCAGCCUCUUGUUUGCGACAAUGGGACUGGAAUGGUCAAGGACCUUGGUCUCAGUGAAAUUAAUGUUUAUUCAUUCUGUUGCCAAAUUCUUGUAUGUUAUUUAAUUUUGGAUAUCAAAUGCAUUAACCAUGGCAACAUAUGUUUUGGUGCCAUUUCUUAUAAUUUACUAGGCUGGAUUCCACGUCAUACUGGUGUGAUGGUUGGCAUGGGACAAAAAGAUGCAUAUGUCGGGGAUGAAGCUCAGUCUAAGAGAGGCAUUUUGACAUUGAAAUACCCAAUUGAGCAUGGAAUUGUUAACAACUGGGAUGAUAUGGAGAAGAUUUGGCAUCACACAUUCUACAAUGAGCUUCGUGUGGCCCCUGAAGAACACCCGGUUUUACUUACUGAGGCACCCCUCAACCCUAAAGCUAAUCGUGAGAAAAUGACUCAAAUCAUGUUCGAAACAUUCAACGCUCCUGCAAUGUAUGUUGCCAUUCAGGCUGUUCUGUCUCUCUAUGCCAGUGGUCGCACCACAGGUAUUGUCCUCGACUCUGGUGAUGGUGUGAGCCAUACAGUCCCCAUCUACGAAGGUUAUGCGCUUCCACAUGCAAUCCUUCGUCUGGACUUGGCUGGCCGUGACCUCACUGAUGCCCUGAUGAAGAUCCUCACAGAGCGUGGCUACUCUUUCACCACCACUGCUGAGCGAGAAAUUGUAAGAGACGUGAAAGAAAAGCUCUCCUACAUCGCUCUCGACUACGAACAAGAGCUAGAAACAUCCAAGACCAGUUCCUCUGUUGAGAAGAGUUAUGAGCUCCCCGAUGGACAAGUGAUCACCAUUGGUGCUGAGAGAUUCCGGUGCCCAGAAGUACUAUUCCAGCCGUCGAUGAUAGGAAUGGAAGCUGCGGGAAUUCAUGAGACCACAUACAAUUCCAUCAUGAAGUGUGAUGUGGAUAUUAGGAAGGAUUUGUAUGGUAACAUUGUUCUUAGUGGUGGGUCUACUAUGUUUCCAGGUAUUGCUGAUAGGAUGAGCAAGGAGAUCACUGCUUUGGCUCCGAGCAGUAUGAAGAUUAAGGUGGUGGCUCCUCCGGAGAGGAAGUAUAGUGUUUGGAUCGGAGGCUCUAUCUUGGCAUCCCUCAGCACAUUCCAGCAGAUGUGGAUUGCAAAGGCAGAGUACGACGAAUCUGGCCCAUCGAUCGUGCAUAGGAAAUGCUUCUAAGUUUGCGAAACUGGGAAAACCGCUUCGCCUUUUUUUCCUUAUCUUCUGUAUCUGUUGUAGUUUGUGAAGAAACAAAUUCUGGUCUACACUUGUUGUUGUACUUUCUUUUGCUAAGAAAUGUUGUAGUGCACUAUUGUCGGCCUAUAAAUUUCAUUUUGUUUCGGUUUUCAUUGAGAAUUCUUGUUUGUUGUUCUUUGGUUGGAAAUGCUAUUAUUUGACUGUGAGAA